CACAACAAAAACACUCUUUUAUGCGGGUCCCACAAUCAACUGUCAUGUACUACACUAUGACCAUUUUUUAGUGUCACCCAACAACAUUGUAAACCUCUCCACUUUCACUUUCCUUCCCAUAGUAUCCAACCAACAAAUUCUCUCUCUUUCUUUUUCUCUUUUCAUCCACUUUUUCUCAAUAUUCAAUGGCUACCCUUAAUUGAAUUAUGCCUUAAACAAUCAUGGGUCGGUGUUGAAUUACCAUAUUUUUCACUUUUUUGCUGUAUUAGAGAUGCCAAGUUGAUAAAGUUUGAUUUUUUUCAUCUGGGUGGUGAAUAAUUUGAUGCUAAUAUUCUCUUUGAGUGAAUGUAGUUUUUCAAAAAGAAUUUUGUUUUGUUUGUGAAAAUUGAGUUUAGAGGGCCACAAGUUUUUUUUUUUUUUUUUUUUUUUUUUUUUUUUAUGAUUCAAUUUUGGUUUUUAUGGUGUAACUUGAGAGAGAAUUUUCAAUUGUGUGUUGAGAGUUUUGAAUUACAACAAUUUGGUAAGAAUUGAUUGGAAUUUGAAUGAUCCAUGAGCUCUUGUUUCAGUGGCUGAAUUUUGGGAGAUAAGAAGAAUAUGCACCAUUUGUUUGUGGAAAUGACUCAAUUAUUCAACAAAAGUGGAGAGAAUUAUGCUUGAAUUGGUGAUUGUGGAAAUUUGGAUUUGAUUUGAGUAAUUUGAAAGUUUUUUUUAGGAUAAGCUUUAAUUGUGAUUUUAAAACUUCUUCAUCAAGUUUUGAUCAUUGACAGAACAUUUAUUGGAACAAAAGGGGAAUCAAUGAGCUGUGUGAGUCUUUGAUUCUUUUUCAAAGAAAAAGUUGAACCUUUAUAGCUAUCUAUCAAUCUAUCUUAGUUGGCCUUUUUCUUAGAGAAUAUCAAGAUUUCUGGAAUUUUCAGCUUUAUAUGUGGAACUGCAUAAUUCAUUGGUAUUUGAUACCUUAUCCUCCAAAGGAAGCUAAAAUGGCUUGAGCUUUACACAAUUGGGAAACUUGAGGGAUUGAAAUUGGAACUGUUUGAUGCUUCAAGAGUAGAUUCAUCAGGCUGCAUCUUGUUUUUUAUUCCUUCACCAUGUUGAGUCCAAAAGGCUAAGAAUCAGAGGAUUGCAAUCUUGCCUUUGAUGUGUAGACCGAAACAACCUUAGAACUGUUAGAAAAAGAGGAUAGGAAGAAGUGAAGUGUGCUCAAUCAUCAUGGCAAAGAAGUCUCAAAGACGCGCUGUGCGGUAUGAGAAAGAUAAGGCGGGCUGUAUGUGGGGAUUUAUUAGCAUGCUUGAUUUUCGCCAUGGUCACUCUACUAGGAAGUUGAUUGCGGAUAAGAGACGAAGCAGCAAGCACUCUGAAGGUGUUGUGCAUUCUAAGAAUAAGUUUGAGGCGUUGAGCGAUAUGGAUGAAGUUUGUCAUGGCACUUUUGACGGUGGAGAGAGUAAAAGACCAACAGUGAGAACUAUUGUUAAUAAGCCUAGUGUGAAGAAACUCAUAGAAGAAGAGAUGUUCACUGAUCAAAAUGCAAUGAAGGAUAUAGAUAAUUCUGAAAGGCGUGAAGUCUUCCUGAAGUUAGAUUCCAAAAGGAAAAAGAAAUCUUCCGAGAGAAAACGCAAUAUUGCCGAUGAUUUAAAUUUGGAUGCAGCAUCGAAAUCUGAAACUUUGCAUCAUCAGCACUCAAGGAAGCAAUUUAAAGAUAAUCUUGAUGUGGAUACAAUAAUUGAAGAGUUUUGUAAUCUAAGAGGUGUUUGUUCCAUGAUGCGUAGCGAUGAUGGAGAAGUAGAAAAGCAUGGCCAACCAAACCAGAAACAGAAGCAUGUUGUGUCCGAAAAACAUUCAAGAGAUGCGAUUCGUGAAUUUGUGAAUCAGAUGAUAUUGAACGGCAAAGAUCUGGAGGAAGCUAGAAAGUUUCUCUUCUCUGAUGAAAUAAUGGAAGCACUUCAGCUUAUAAGUUCAGAUAAGGAAUUGUUUCUUGCAUUUCUACAAAAUCCAAAUCCACUUGUAUUGAAAUGUGUUCAAGAGUUUGAGAAUUCUCAUCGAGUGAAAGACAACGAUUCCAACUUCUCGGAACAAGAUCAUGGAAAUAAAGAACAAACCAGUGAGAUUGUUAACCACAAGAAGCAUAACUUUUUCAGGAAAAAGGUGAAGUCUCAAUCGAAAAAUUCAACAAAUGAAAAUGUAAAUACCAACAUUUCAAAUAGAAUUGUCAUUCUAAAGCCGGGAUCAAUUGGAUCAGAAAAUUCCAAAACUGGAAAGAACAUUGCCUCAUCUCUAGAUUCUCAUGAUACUGUCGAGUACAAUUCUCCUUCUGUGAGAGGUAGUUCACAUUUUUCUCUUACAGAAAUAAAAAAGAAAUUAAAGCAUGCUAUAGGAAGGGAGAGACAUGGAAAAGCCAUUGGUAAAGACAAUGUCGGAAUGAGAUCUCCUAAUAAAGAUCAUUUCUUUAUUGAAAAAAUCGCAAGGCCUUCAGCCGGUGUUACUAAAGGAGACAAGACUGGUACUAAUAAAGAUUUGGAAGCGAUUGUGGAGCGUGAAAAGGGUAUUUAUCCGAAACAAGGUGUUUCUAAUUUAUAUAUUGAGGCUAAGAAACAUCUGAGCGAGAUGGUAGGUAAUGAAGAUGAGAACAUAAUGGACUUGUCAAGUAGGCAAAAUUCCAAAACCCUAGGAAGAAUAAUAUCGUUUCCUGAUUACAACUUUUCUCCACUUAGUAGUCCUAGAAGGGAUUGGGAGGAUCAUUUUGUGACCGCAAAAACAAGACUUCGUGAUGAAAACUAUACCAAUAAAUCACAAGAAAUUAAGUCCGACUCAAAUCUCUCAGACGGUCUAAUUCACGUUGAUAAAGAAGAAAAUUGUUGUCCUGUUAGAGAUGAGAUAGUUACUGAAGGGGAUGCAGAAUCUGCAAAAGAGAUUGCUAUUGUAGAAUCUUCCUCACAAUCAGUUGGCCUCAGUGCAGAAAGUGCUGACCAAAGCCAUGAUAUCUCAGAAAGUUCUGAUUGUGCAGAAUUUUCUCAAUGUUUGGAGCAGGAUGUAACAGAACAAAACCAAUCACCAUCUCCCUCUCACUCUUCGCUCACUGGGAACACCAAGGAGCAAGAAAUUACCACAGAUGCAUCCGGGCGGCCAAGUCCGGUGUCUGUUCUGGAUGCACUAUUCUUAGAGGAUGACGCCUGCUCUGGAAACUCCAGAUGUCAACCUGCUGAAGUACCAGUACAACCACUGCAUGUUCAAUUCGAAGAACAAGAUUCUUCUCUUGUGAAUCAAAUCAAAAGAGAAAAAUAUUGUAUCGAAGAAAACGGAUUGAUAUAUGAUUACAUCAAUGCAGUUCUGCAAGCCUCUGGAUUGACAAGAGAUCAAUUGUUGAUGAAAUGCCUUUCCUCAGACAAGAUGCUAGACCCUUCCUUGUUUGAUCAGGUAGAGUUAUCACCAAACCGGCUAUGCCAUGAUCAGAAACUCCUAUACGAAUGUAUCAAUGAAAUUCUCACAGGAGUUUGUUGCGAUUACUUCGGCGCCUCACCUUUUGUAUCAUUUGUAAGUCCUAGCAUAAAGCCAACUCCAAAUAUGAAAACGGUUAUUCUCAUGGUCUCGGAAGGAGUGUGUUGGUAUUUACUUCCCAUGCCCCCGCCGCACACGUUGGAAAAAAUUGUUAGGAAAGACAUGGAAAAAUGUGGAUCAUGGAUGGACCUUCGAUUUGAAGCCGAAACCGUUGGUUUUGAACUAGGCGAUGCCAUUCUAUCAGAUCUGAUGGAAGAUACAAUACUUGGCUGUGUAAGUAAGAGUCCAGAAGGGAGAAGUUAUGAGCAUAAUGACAACAAGACUAGUGCGGAUGUGUAAGAGAAAACCCAUUACUUUUUGUUCAUACCACCUGCUAAACUAUACUAGGAACUUUCGAAUACUAAACAGUUUCAUGGUGAAUGAUAAGACUAAAAUAAGGGAUUACAUGUCAGAAGAAGUAAAUAGAAAGAUAGUUUGGAACUGCUUCUUCUUACUCAAGUAUAAAAGAUGCUUCUCUUGUUUGAAAUAACAAAGUAACAGUUUCAUUUUGUGUGUGCUUUCACUUCAGUUAGUAAGAGUUUAGGUAUUGUAGAUUUUGUAUAAUUUGAUAUGUUGAUUAUAUUAGCUGGUGUGUCAUGGUUUUGUUUGAUAUCAUCAUCAUUACUUAUUUGUAUAUCUUUUUUCUACUGAUAAUCUAUUGUAUGUACAACAAGUUUGGAAAUGAUUGGGAACUCAGAUUUUUGGAGUUUCAAAAGGAAUAAAACAAAAGAGAUAUGAAACUGUGACAUUAGUACA
Molecule: messenger RNA, 4284 nt
Organism: Medicago truncatula (barrel medic)
Lineage: Eukaryota; Viridiplantae; Streptophyta; Magnoliopsida; Fabales; Fabaceae
Exons: 7
Coding region: 1207-3828 (873 amino acids)
Source: RefSeq, a predicted model, not a curated record